Messenger RNA from Naegleria lovaniensis, 669 nucleotides. RefSeq lists its product as uncharacterized. The record is from RefSeq and is a predicted model, not a curated record. Lineage: Eukaryota; Heterolobosea; Eutetramitea; Acrasida; Naegleriidae. The transcript has a single exon. The coding region runs from base 1 to 669 and encodes 222 amino acids.
AUGAAAAGAGUCUCUCAAGAUGAUACCGUGCAGAUAAAUUCGGAAACUCCCUCAUCUCAAACAACAUUCAAUUCUCAUACAGAAAAUUCUCAAUCAUCGGAAUGUGUUAAUUCAAAAAAACAAAAAUUAGAGGAAUUCGAAUCGUCUUAUCUCUAUGAUGCAUAUCAUCAAAUCAUUCCCCAUAAUCCACAAUAUAGAUAUUUCCUUGAGCAUGAUAUUUUCAGAAUUGUUUCAAAAUAUUUUCCAAAUUUAAGACAAUUGAAACAGGACACUCCUGUUCCCAUUCCUAACUCCGACCAAGAUUUAGAAAUGAUGGAACAUGUUAACAAUUCUGACAACAAUAAUUCACAACUGAUGAACGAAAAAGUGAAAAAUAUGGAAAAACAACGCUAUACUGUGCAGAGACGAAUUGCAUUCUUAUUAAUCGAUCAAGUGUUUAAGCAGCCCAACCAUUGCUGCCCGUUCUGUUGGCUACCCAUUAAUUAUUGUGUUUGUAAAACCUUUAUAUAUGCAUGGCGAGAAAAUUCUCAUUUGAGAUUUAAUGAUCCAACAUUGAAUUUAGAAUAUAGCAAGCAUAAUAAGCCUACUGACUCUCAAAUUCGAGAAAUGUUGGAAAUUGUAAAGCAUUCUGAACAACCUCGCCUCUUCAACAUUCAGAGCCAUAUUUGA